AGUAGGUUGGGUAUGGUGCUGGAAGGUUUGUCUUGAAGAAAUUUUGCUUACAAUAAAAUUCUUUUAUCAAAUCCGGGACUCAAAUCGGGACUUCAGUCAUUUAAGAUAGAUAAAUGGUCAAAAUAUACAUUAAAACGACUAAAUACACUGCUUCAACCGACAGAUUAAUUAUAAAAUCAUUCGACUCUCAACGCUUAAUUAAAUGCUCAAUUAUAAUGCCAUUAACAGUAAACAGCCAUCAACACGAAAAUCAAACCAGCCAGAAGCAUUAAUUAAACAGCUAUUAAAACAUAUGGAUUAUCAGUAAUCUCACCGUUUGUUGCUGUAACCCUGCAAAAAUGUGGCUCUACACGACAGCAACCUUUAUUUAGUCGUGUACUAACACGCCUCGAGUGACCAGCAUGAAGCAUCCAGGGGCCUUUUUGAUUCUAACCGUUGUUCUUGUUUUGUACUACUUUGAACCAGCUAAUGCGUUCGUAAAGCUAGUAAUAUUUGGCACGAAAGUGGAGAUGAAAUGCAACUUUAAAGUUAUUAACGUUUCGUACACGUUCCACAAUCCCAGAUCGCUAGCGAACCAAUCACUGGACUUUAAUAUCUUGGUCACGCGUAAGCUGAACGAUUUAAAGAUGGUACUGUCCUACUACGUUGUCGCACUGAACGGUACGAUACAGAACGAAUUUCUGAAACGUUCGAUCGACGUUUGCUUCUUCUUUCGUAAUCCACGUUCCGAUCGGUUGGUGAAAAGCAUCUUCGACUACAUCAAGGAACGUAGCCGGUUGCCAUCGAGAUGCCCGAUCCAGCCCGACUACUACCACAUGUGCAACCUACGGUUGGCCGACGUGCCGUUACCGGCGCUGCUGCCCGAGGCAGAAUUUAUGAUGAAGCUAGAAUACUAUUCCGGCAUUAAGCAGGAGAUAGUGGCCUCGUUUCGGUUGUACGGUAAAUUGGUGCGGAUUGUAGAGAAUAUUUUACCUAUCAUGCAAUAAAAUAAUUAAAUAUAUUUAAUUGAA
Molecule: messenger RNA, 1010 nt
Organism: Anopheles stephensi (Asian malaria mosquito)
Lineage: Eukaryota; Metazoa; Arthropoda; Insecta; Diptera; Culicidae
Exons: 3
Coding region: 402-986 (194 amino acids)
Source: RefSeq, a predicted model, not a curated record